Messenger RNA from Rhizoctonia solani, 2262 nucleotides. RefSeq names its product nuclear pore complex protein. Gene Ontology annotation, cellular component: nuclear pore. Gene Ontology annotation, molecular function: structural constituent of nuclear pore; protein binding. Bases 1 to 2262 code for a protein of 753 amino acids. The record is from RefSeq and is a predicted model, not a curated record. The transcript is spliced from 11 exons. Gene Ontology annotation, biological process: ribosomal large subunit export from nucleus; ribosomal small subunit export from nucleus; protein import into nucleus. NCBI's taxonomy places the organism in Eukaryota, Fungi, Basidiomycota, Agaricomycetes, Cantharellales, Ceratobasidiaceae.
AUGGAUACUGAAACUUGGUUGGACGCGCUGAAAAAGCACAAUGUUUUCAACGCCAUGCCCGACAGUAAUACCUCGACAGUGGCUUUGGGCUCGUCCACCUUGCAGCUUGAAGACCUUAGUGUUACACUUGCUCCCCGCUCUGAUGACGACUCGGACAUUGACGAAGAUUCGGUAGCACAACGCACCAACAUCAUAUGCAUACGGGGCCCUGAUCUAUUCAUUGCUGUCGGGCGGCAAAUCAGAAUGCUACCGCUAAAGGCCGCCAAAGAGGCUGAAAAUGUAGAGGAAGUGGUGUAUAAAACGCUCUCUACCCCCAAUGUGACAUUCGAAAUCAAACAUAUAGUAGUCAACCCCACCGGGAAGCUCCUCGCAGUUGUUGGCAGGCGCCAAGUAGCGGUGAUUGUUCUCCCACGGCCUGGCGUAACUAAAACGAUGUCUACCCGUAUUGAAUGCAGCUCAAUCCAGAUAGGAGAAUACUAUCAUGUCCCAGGAUCUUCAAAGAUUACCAAAGUUGACUGGCACCCUUGGGGAGAAGGUGGUGCAUCACUCCUUGUUCUGACAAGCGAUGGCCAACUACGAGAAUACGACGUGUCCAAAGACCCCAAUGAACCUCAACAAACAGUCGAGCUGCUUGCUCGUUCUCAAAGCAAGUUAAGAUACGAUGCGUCCGCUCCAGCAGAAGCAGUUUCGUUUUGUAUCGGGCAAGGAUACGCGGACUGGAGCGCAUUUACAAUAUAUGUGUUGACUAGCGAAGGGGAAUUAUGGGCAACUUGCCCCUUCUUACCCGCAAAUGCUACCCCUCCAGCUUCAUACAUUCAAGGUCUCGAGUACUUUAUCAAUGCCAAAAGCUCUCGCCUUCCUUUAGAGAUCUCAGGCCCCCAGCUCAAAUACGUAUCAUCUCUGAAACAGCAGUUGAAACCUAUAUCAUCGCCGGUAGACGACCAACUUUUACCAACUUGCCUCGUCCACGCUCCGGUCAGCCACUCUUUUCCUCCGGCUCGACAGGGACCAUUCCUCUUACAACCAGCUCCCAAAGAGCUCGGUGAUGGAUUAGCGAGCGAUAUUGUCUAUCUGAACAUCCAAGUUCCAAACGAGUUAAUAGGCAACGGGUUAGCCGACCCGAAAAACAGCCCUGAUGGAACAUCCAUAUCAGUAAUCGCGAUUGUUUAUAGCGACGGGAAAGUGGAUGUAUGUUUAGAUCUCGAAAAGAUUGAAGCAAAGUGGGCCAAGUCUAAUUUAGCUUCAAAAGAAGAUGCCGAAUUACCUAUGCUAGCUGUAUUCGAGUCCAUUAAUCUCGGGCUCUUUGAUGCUCCAAAGGCUACUACGCCUUCCACCUCUACCUCUCUGGCUCUAACCCACUUCGCGCUGAUCGGGUCUUUAUUACUCAUUCGCGUGGUGUUCACCGGCUCGACAUGCGAGGAAGGAUUGACCGAAGUACGCUGGUUGCACAGAACUCAGAGCACCUGCCAUUAUCUCAGUCUCUCGACCAGUCCGGAAACAAAUAACGGCCCCAGCUCCUAUUACCUCCCCUCCCGUUCAACUGCCGCGCCUCAAUUCGUUCCAUUUGUCCCUCCUCAGCCCAGUACAACGGAACCUCCCCAAACCUACACAUCUUUACUGGCCCAGCCCUUUGAAGUUCCUGUAUUCACCGACCAUCAGCCACUCACCAAACCUUUGGCUGCCACUGGCGCGGUCACAGCUGACACUCUACGAGCUUUGGGCACACACGCCCAGAGAUUGCGACUCAAUAUAGCCGAAAUACGAGCUGCGCACGAGAAGCUCGUGAUCAGAACAAACCUUCAGACGCAAGAAAUCCGCAGGCAAGCUGAGCGUCUGGCCGAAGUGAUGCGAAUGGCCUCUCGAAUCCGAACAGCCUCGGCAAGAACGACCGAAAGAGUACAAGCUGUAGCAGAGAAGCAAGCAGAGAUGAUCAAGCGGGCCGACCUUAUGUUAAGAAAGGUUGUAGAGGCCGAUGGCGGAGAAGGUAGUGCUGAGGCUCAGCAAGCGUGGGCAAAGGAAUUGGCGAGAAUGAAGACGGAAGUCAGGGGCAUUAACGGAGAAGGGGGCUUGAAAGCCCGGAGCGAACAGGCUAUGCAUCAACUAGAAUUACUCAAGCCAACGCUACGCGAAUUUGCCCGUGCCAACGAGGCAAAACAGGAUAACCCUCUUGGAUUGGUUGGGUUGGGGAAUUCCCAGUGGACGCAAUCGGGUCAGUCAUUGGUGCAGAGCAAAAGAGCUUGGAGGACGCUCGACGCAGGAUAA